This is a messenger RNA of Darwinula stevensoni, 573 nucleotides long. The record is from the annotation of a GenBank genome assembly. Lineage: Eukaryota; Metazoa; Arthropoda; Ostracoda; Podocopida; Darwinulidae.
AUGGCUACUCCAGAGAAAAAGAAGAGGAAAGAGAAGGAAAAGAAGGACAAGACUAAGAAUCCCAUGCGAGAAGUCCGCAUCAGGAAGCUAUGCCUUAACAUUUGUGUUGGGGAAUCUGGAGACAGACUGACAAGAGCAGCCAAGGUGUUGGAGCAAUUGACCGGCCAGCAACCUGUCUUCUCCAAGGCACGCUACACUGUGAGAUCUUUUGGGAUUCGUCGAAAUGAGAAGAUUGCUGUUCAUUGCAAUGUCAGAGGUCCCAAGGCUGAAGAAAUCCUUGAGAAGGGGUUGAAGGUUCGGGAAUAUGAAUUACGCAAGGAUAACUUCAGUGACUCUGGCAACUUCGGCUUUGGCAUCCAGGAGCACAUUGAUCUGGGCAUCAAGUAUGAUCCUGGUAUCGGGAUCUAUGGUCUUGAUUUCUAUGUCGUCCUGGAGAGGCCUGGUUUCAAUGUUGCACACAAGAGGAGGAGAACUGGCCGAGUGGGCUCUUCCCAUCGCCUGACAAAAGAUGAUGCCAUUAAGUGGUUUCAGCAGAAGUAUGAUGGCAUAAUUUUGCCUGGAAAAGGAAAAUAA